UCGCUAAUUGCUGUGGCUUAUGGAAUUCCACUUGUGGUAAAGUACUUCCGGCUGAUACAGUGGCGGUCGCAGUACAGCAACUACGGAUGACGGUGCAUCUGCAGCUGAAAACAAACUUCCGGAGUGUUUGCGCUUUGCAGUUUGCUAAAGGAUUAUUUUAUUUAUUCUCUUCACGAAAAGAGUUCGCGACAUAUUCACUUUUUUCUUUAAUUUUUUUCAUAUUCAGACUAUUAAAGCGGUAAUCCGUAACCAGUUUAUAACUGACUAGCUCAAGAUGGCUUUAUUUGGACGUCCCGCUCAGCAGCGCGGUAGCAAUCGCUAUCUGGUGGAAUUUAAGGCUGGUCGCAUGAAGCUGGAAGGCACUACCGUCCACGCUGAUCCGCGCAAAGGACUGGUCUACAUCACCAAGGGCGAUGACGAACUUCUGCACUUGUACUGGAAGGAGCGCAAUGGAACGACGCCCGAAGACGACGUGAUCAUUUUUCCCAACGAGGUCGAAUUUAAAAAGAUUCCUCAGUGCACCACUGGUCGGGUUUUUCUCCUGAAGUUCAAAGGGUCCAGUCGAAAAUUGUUCUACUGGAUGCAGGAGCCUGAUGCAUCGAAGGACGAAGAGCUUUUCAAGAAAGUGAGCGAUUAUCUGGCUGGAAAGACGCCUCCGCGCACUCCUGGCACUGAAGGCGGGAACAUCGCUCCCGAUCUGCAGUCUUUGGGAAUCGACGAAAGUUCUCUGCAGGAUCUCCUGCAGGGCGUGGAUCGCAACCAGUUGCUGCAGAUGCUCGGACUGGGAGGUGCAGGUGGCGGCGCUGGGGCUGGAUUGCUGCAGGGGCUGCGGGGACCCGCCAGCAAUGGAUCAGCCGCGUCGCCCAGCUCGCCGACGCCCGCUGCAGUGAGCGCUGGUGCGACACCGGCCGCCUCUCGUCCCGCUGCUCCCACCGGAGCCCCGGCUAAACCAGCUGCGCAACGUGCUGCAGGGGCUCGCGGAUCGGCUGCAGGAAAGAUCCAGUUGGCUGAUUUGCGAAAUAUUCUCGGAUCGGUGCAGCCUACCGCAGAACAGCCACCGGUCGAUUGGACGCCAGCCUUAACCCGAACUGUACUGCAGCCACUGUUAUCCAACAAGGACUUCGUCGAUCGUCUCGUCCCACAUCUGCCGCAAGAUCCACUUAUUCCGCACACUCCCCAGGAAGUGAUGAGUACUAUCCAAAGCCCACAAUUUCAGCAGGCUAUUCAAGCUUUUACUUCCGCUUUCGAAACUCGUCAGUUAGGACCUCUCAUUCAAGAAUUCAAUUUGGGCGCCGAGGCUGUGCAGGCUGCGAAUAAUGGCGAUUUUGCUGCUUUUGUGGCCGCAAUGCAGCGAAAUGGUGCACAGACCGGACAGGACAGUUCGACUCCUGGUUCUGGUGGCGGAAGUGGCAGUGCGCCGGGAAAAGAUGAUGAUGAGAUGUCAGUUGACUGAUUGGGCUUGUCACUGUGGUAGCUUUGCAUCGUAAGCUUUUUUAUAAAAUCGCGCUGCAGUCGAGACAAGAAUCGUUUAAUUAUCGAUAAAAGCACUUCUUUUGGCUUUCUGUUGUUUGUUUACUAAGUACCGUUUACUAACGAUAAGUAUCGUACCGUUUUAAUUGUGUGACAGUAACGCAUAGUGUUAAAAAGAUACAGUUUUGGCUUUGUCACCCUGCUAGAAUGUUUAUUAACAGUUUGGUCCUUGCACGGAAUUAAACAACUUCGAUCUGAAAGUGGUUAUUACGUGUCACUAGUCACCACGUUGCUGGAAUUUACUCUGGUCCAGAUGGGGCGGAACCGGUCGGUUUGCCGUCUAUUUUCCGGAGACGCGGAGCUCGCUUACUUGCUUGAUUUCUCCAUUCCUCCGGGUCAUCGAAAGCAUUGGCCACUGGGUUGCC
Messenger RNA from Paramacrobiotus metropolitanus, 1895 nucleotides. RefSeq names its product proteasomal ubiquitin receptor ADRM1-like. Gene Ontology annotation, molecular function: endopeptidase activator activity; ubiquitin binding; proteasome binding. Lineage: Eukaryota; Metazoa; Tardigrada; Eutardigrada; Parachela; Macrobiotidae. Gene Ontology annotation, cellular component: cytoplasm; proteasome regulatory particle, lid subcomplex; nucleus. The transcript is spliced from 8 exons. The record is from RefSeq and is a predicted model, not a curated record. Gene Ontology annotation, biological process: ubiquitin-dependent protein catabolic process. The coding region runs from base 275 to 1453 and encodes 392 amino acids.